Miscanthus lutarioriparius is the source of this 510-nucleotide messenger RNA. Lineage: Eukaryota; Viridiplantae; Streptophyta; Magnoliopsida; Poales; Poaceae. The record is from the annotation of a GenBank genome assembly.
AUGGCGGCCACCACCAGCCAGGCGAGCCUCCUCCUGCAGAAGCAGCUCAGAGAUCUCGCGAAGCACCCGGUGGAUGGGUUCUCGGCUGGGCUGGUCGACGACAGCAACGUCUUCGAGUGGCAGGUCACCAUCAUCGGACCGCCUGACACCCUAUAUGAUGGAGGGUAUUUUAAUGCGAUAAUGAGCUUCCCACAAAAUUACCCAAAUAGCCCGCCAUCAGUCAGAUUCACCUCUGAAAUGUGGCAUCCAAAUGUUUAUCCGGAUGGGCGGGUGUGUAUCUCUAUCCUUCACCCACCGGGUGAAGAUCCAAACGGUUACGAGCUCGCAAGUGAGCGUUGGACACCUGUGCACACUGUUGAAAGCAUAGUUCUGAGCAUUAUAUCAAUGCUCUCUAGUCCAAAUGACGAGUCUCCAGCAAACAUUGAGGCAGCUAAGGAAUGGAGGGAGAAGAGGGAAGAUUUCAAGAAAAAGGUGCGGCGCAUCGUGCGGAAAUCACAGGAAAUGUUCUGA